Messenger RNA from Hepatospora eriocheir, 300 nucleotides. NCBI's taxonomy places the organism in Eukaryota, Fungi, Microsporidia, Hepatosporidae. The record is from the annotation of a GenBank genome assembly.
AUGGAAGAUGUUGAUGUUCAUAUGCCAGGUAUAACCAGUGGUAUUAUUUCAUUCUUUAAGAAUUAUAAAAUUCCAGAUGGAAAACCUGAAGGAAUUUUUGGUCGAGAUGGAAAAUUUUUAAGUGUUGAAGAAUCAAAAGAAAUUAUUUCUGAAAACUAUAAAAGUUAUUUAAAGUUGAUUGAAAAUGGACAUAAAGAUUUUUCAUUAAAAACAUCUGAUGAAUCAAAAUUAAGUUUAAAAAAUGAAGAGUGUAAAGAUGCAAAUGUACCUGAUUAUGUUUCAUCUUUCUAUUUUAUUUAA